CCAUGUCUUCCCGCUGGGACGCCCCGCCCGCCUCGUCGCCGCCCGCUGCGGCAUCCAGCGAUGCGGCCGCUGCCGCUGCUGCCGCUGCCGCGCGCAUUGCAGCGCAGUACUCGGCCGCCGGUGCCGGCGCCGGCGCUGGCUCGGCCGGCUCGCCGCCGCGCGGCGGUGCCAGCGGGCCGCCGGAGCACGACGCCGAGUUCACCUUCGACAUUGAGAUCAACGACCAGCGCAACCGCUACAUGCUCACCAAGGGCCAGACGCAGCAGCAGCUGCUCAAGGACACGGGCGCCAGCGUGACCACAAAGGGCACGUGGUACCCGGACAAGGCGCUGGCCACCGAGGCGGACCCGCCGCUGUACCUGCACAUCGCCGCCACGAGCCGCGAGAUCCUCGACAAGGGCAUCGAGGCCGUGCGCGAGCUCAUGAAGCAGGAGCUGCCCGACCUGAACCAGGACCCGCGCGUGCGCCGCGAGAUGGAGCGCGGUGCGCCGCGCGAGACGGAGCGUCGCAAGUGGCCGGAAGCCAAGAUCUUCAUCGACCUCGAGCCGCUGCGCAACUUCAAUGUGCGCGCCAAGGUGGUUGGGCCUGGCGGUCUGUUCGUCAAGUACAUCCAGGGCGAGACGGGCACGCGCGUGCAGAUCAAGGGCCAGGGCAGUGGCUUCAUGGACUCGGAGACGGGGCGCGAGAGCGACGAGCGCAUGCACAUUGCUGUCGCCGGACCGGACGAGGCGAUGGUGCAGGCGGGCAAGGUGAUGGCUGAGGACCUGCUCGAUGCCGUGCGCACCGAGUACGGCAAGGCACAUGCGGUGCUCGUGCAGCAGGGCGUGUGGGUGCCGCCGUUCAACGGCGCAGGCAACGCACAGCCGCAACAGCAGCAAUGGCAGGCGCCCGGUGCCGGAGCCAACGGCCUGCCUGCGCAGCCGCAGGGCCAGGCACCACCGCCGCCGGAGGAGGCCGCUCCGCCACCGCCGCCAGAGGAUGCAGCGCCGCCGCCGCCAUCAGAGCCAGCGCCGCCGCCGCCCGCCGAGCCGGCGCCCGUGGUCAAGAAGAAGACGCCCGAGGAGGAGGCGCUCGACAAGUACUGGAACGACUACAAAAAGUGGGAGGACAGCUUCAAGGCGUACCAUGGGCGCCUGCCGAGCAAGGAGGACGGCGGCCAGGACCUGCCGGCGCAGUACAGGUAGUGCCCGAUCACGCUUUCCUUCGUCUCUCUUCUGCCUCGCAUGCUCCUUUUCUCCUCGCCAUGUAACCCAGUAUGCGUUCAUUAAGCGUAUUCGAUGUACAGA
This is a messenger RNA of Tilletiopsis washingtonensis, 1286 nucleotides long. RefSeq lists its product as hypothetical. Gene Ontology annotation, molecular function: RNA binding. Gene Ontology annotation, cellular component: nucleus. Lineage: Eukaryota; Fungi; Basidiomycota; Exobasidiomycetes; Entylomatales. The record is from RefSeq and is a predicted model, not a curated record. The annotation marks the transcript as partial. The transcript has 6 exons.